AUACACUUCAACUGUCAUUCCACUUUGACCCAAAUAGAAAAACUAAAACCCAACUCUAUUGUAAACCCAAAUACACUUUCAUGGAAUUGGCUGAAGAUGUUGUCAUAGUUGGAGCUGGAAUUGCAGGACUUACUACUUCCUUGGGGCUUCAUCGUCUUGGAAUUAAAAGCUUAGUGCUGGAAUCCUCUGCUAAUUUGAGGGUCACUGGAUUUGCUUUCGCUACAUGGACCAAUGCUUGGAAGGCAUUAGAUGCUGUUGGUAUUGGCGAUUAUCUCCGGCGGCAACAUGUGCGGAUUGAUGGAGUAGUCGCUACCUCCACAAUCACAGGUCAGAUGGGUGCCCAAAUAUCCUUUAAGAGCAAGGGAAAGCAUGGAGACCAUGAGGCUCGUAUUGUGAAAAGGAAGUUGUUGCUGGAAGCCCUUGCCCAGGAGCUCCCGCAGGGUACUAUAAGGUUCUGCUCCAAAGUGGUUUCUAUUGACGAAUCAAACUAUUUCAAGCUGGUUUAUCUUGAUGAUGGUACCAUCAUCAAAGCAAAGGUAUUAAUUGGGUGUGAUGGGGUGAACUCAGUGGUAGCGAAAUGGCUAGGUUUUAAAACUCCAGUUUUUACAGAACGAUCAGCGAUAAGGGGAUGUGCAAAUUUUAACCUGGGCCAUGGCUACGAUCAUAAGUUGUUGCAGUUCUUUGGAAAUGGUAUCCGUUCAGGUUUUGCCCCUUGCGAUGAUAAAUCUAUAUAUUGGUUUUUCACUUGGAUUUGCAAUACUCCAGACAAAAAGCCAGAGGAGAACCCAGCCAACUUGAAGCAAUUUGUGCUAAACAAACUUGAAAAUGCAGCAGAUCAACAUUUAAGGACAGUAGUAGAAGCAACUGAGCUAGAUAAUAUUGUAUCUUCUCCUCUAAGAUAUAGACAUCCGUGGGAGUUGAUAUGGGGAAAUAUAAGCAAAGGCAAUGUUUGUGUGGCUGGAGAUGCUCUCCAUCCCAUGACACCAGAUAUUGGCCAAGGUGGCUGUGCUGCCUUGGAAGAUGGCAUAGUCUUAGCUAGGUGUCUGGCUCAGGCUUUGAAAAAACAAGUGAUUGUAGCAAAUGAAGAGAGAGAUAAGGAAGAAUUUAAGAGAAUUGAAAUUGGGUUGAAAAAUUAUGCAUCACAGAGGAGAUGGAGAAGCUUUCAACUCAUAACUACUGCUUAUUUGGUUGGGUUUAUACAACAAAGUGAUGGAAAAUUAUUGAACUUCUUAAGGGAUAGAAUUUUGGUAAAAUUUCUUGCUGGAGUUUUAUUGGAGAGAGCUGAUUUUGACUGUGGAAACCUCAACAAUAUUUCUUGAUAAGACUCUUUAAGUGAAGGAGAUUUAGAUUUUAUCAUAGCUUUGCAUAGACUCUAAUGUCAUUAAGUCAAAACUUACUAAUAGAGAAGAGUUCGAACUUGAAUGUUGUAUGAUUAAGGGUACAUUUACCAUUAAAUUAAGACUACAAAUGUAUUAUCAUUAUAUAGUGAAAUGCAUAUUUCUCUUUGAAAAUA
Messenger RNA from Hevea brasiliensis (rubber tree), 1513 nucleotides. Its product is annotated as monooxygenase 2. The record is from RefSeq and is a predicted model, not a curated record. The coding region runs from base 81 to 1319 and encodes 412 amino acids. The transcript is spliced from 6 exons. Lineage: Eukaryota; Viridiplantae; Streptophyta; Magnoliopsida; Malpighiales; Euphorbiaceae. Gene Ontology annotation, molecular function: FAD binding.